UCUCUACCACUCGCAGCCCACCAACUCUCUCUUACGACCAAAAGAAGAAAAAAAACUCUCUCUUUUUUCUACUUCGUCUUCUCCUUCCUGUUUUCCGCCUCACAGCUAACCAUCUUACUCUCCCACCAGCAAUGGCGGCGACUACGACUGCUACGGCUGCUUCACUGUACUCAUCUCGUGUUCAUUUCCAGAAUCAGAACAAGGGGUAUUGGAUUCCGGCGAAAACCCCAAACUCCCUGCAAGUAGCCCAAAUCAUUGACGGGAGGAAGAUGAGGAAUGCCACUCUUCUCUCCGCCGCUUCCACCGAUAAAGCCGUCACCACUGGUCAGCCUGUUUUUUCCACCGCAUGUGAUAGAGUACGGAGGCAUACAAUCUCGGUGUUUGUGGGUGAUGAGAGUGGAAUAAUAAACCGGAUAGCUGGAGUGUUUGCGAGAAGGGGAUACAAUAUUGAGUCCCUCGCUGUGGGAUUGAACGAAGACAAGGCUAUGUUUACUAUCGUUGUUCUUGGAACAGACAAAGUCUUGCAACAAGUAGUAGAACAGCUUAACAAACUCGUCAAUGUCAUCAAGGUUGAAGAUCUCUCCAAGGAGCCACAUGUAGAACGUGAAUUAAUGCUCAUUAAACUUAACGCUGAUCCAACCACACGCUCAGAGAUCAUGUGGUUAGUGGAUAUCUUUAGAGCAAAAAUCGUUGAUACCUCGGAGCACACUCUAACGAUCGAGGUAACCGGAGACCCGGGAAAGAUGGUUGCACUAAAGACGAACUUAGAGAAGUUUGGAAUAUUAGAAAUCGCGAGAACGGGGAAGAUUGCUCUGAGACGAGAAAAGAUGGGAGAAACUGCUCCAUUUUGGAGAUUUUCAGCGGCAUCAUACCCACAUCUCUCAAAACAAUCGUCUCAUGAAGAUGUUGCAGAGAAAACAAAACUAGCAUUGACUGGAAAUGGCAACGCAUCAUCUGGGGGUGACGUCUAUCCAGUGGAGCCCUAUAAUAAUUUCCAACCGGUCCUUGACGCUCAUUGGGGUGUGGUCUACGACGAAGAUUCGAGUGGUCUCCGGUCCCACACGUUAUCUAUACUUGUGACCAACGUUCCUGGAGUUCUCAAUCUAAUAACAGGUGCUAUCUCCAGGAGAGGUUAUAACAUCCAGAGUCUAGCUGUUGGUCAUGCUGAGAAAGAGGGCUUAUCUCGGAUCACGACAGUUAUCCCUGGAACUGAUGAAAAUAUAGACAAAUUGGUGAGGCAGCUUCAGAAGUUGAUUGAUCUGCAUGAGGUCAAAAACAUAACUCACAUGCCAUUUGCGGAGCGAGAAUUGAUGCUCAUCAAAGUAGCUGCUCAUACUACUGCGAGGAGAGAUGUUCUUGAUAUCGCUCAAGUUUUCCGAGCUAAAGCCAUUGAUGUCUCUGAUCAUACAAUCACCCUUGAGGUUACAGGCGAUAUCAGAAAAAUGGCUGCACUACAAACGCAGUUAGAGGUCUAUGGAAUCUGCGAGGUGGCUCGGACAGGAAGAGUGGCAUUGGUAAGAGAAUCUGGAGUGGAUUCGACUUACCUUCGUGGAUACUCUCUUCCUUUGUAGUUCCAAAAGAGGACUUGCCGCAAGCUUCACCGUUCUUGGAAACUAGUCAAGGACUCCACCUUGUUCCAUCAUGUGUGUUUGAUUUCUUCCUCGCGAGUCAUGGCGUUUCGAGUUGUUGUUAUAGGAGGACUUAUAUUAGAGAACUAAAUAAAUAAUUGUAAGAUUAUGUUGGUUAAAUUAAAUUAGUGUGGAAUGCUUUUCUCAAAUCUAAACCACUGUUUCCAGUUUAUCAGUUUGUUACUAGCUUUCUAAGUCUUGUAUCAAUUUGGUCACAGAA
Molecule: messenger RNA, 1848 nt
Organism: Eutrema salsugineum
Lineage: Eukaryota; Viridiplantae; Streptophyta; Magnoliopsida; Brassicales; Brassicaceae
Product: acetolactate synthase small subunit 1, chloroplastic
Exons: 13
Coding region: 132-1571 (479 amino acids)
Biological process (GO): L-valine biosynthetic process
Cellular component (GO): cytosol
Molecular function (GO): acetolactate synthase regulator activity; acetolactate synthase activity
Source: RefSeq, a predicted model, not a curated record